Epinephelus moara (kelp grouper) is the source of this 660-nucleotide messenger RNA. Its product is annotated as nuclear factor 1 A-type-like. Gene Ontology annotation, cellular component: nucleus. Gene Ontology annotation, biological process: regulation of transcription by RNA polymerase II. Lineage: Eukaryota; Metazoa; Chordata; Actinopteri; Perciformes; Serranidae. The annotation marks the transcript as partial. Gene Ontology annotation, molecular function: DNA-binding transcription factor activity, RNA polymerase II-specific; RNA polymerase II cis-regulatory region sequence-specific DNA binding. The transcript has a single exon. The record is from RefSeq and is a predicted model, not a curated record.
AUAAUUUUUCCAACCUUAAAUUGACUUUACAAAUAAUAGAGAAAGAGCCGUUGUGUGUUGAAUUGAUUGUUGCAGUGACACGUUGCUCCCUUGCCCUCUCACCACAUCUCUCUUCUCCGUCCCUCCCUCAGGAUGAAUUCCAUCCUUUCAUCGAAGCCCUGCUGCCCCACGUCCGGGCCUUCGCCUACACAUGGUUCAACCUGCAGGCCCGCAAGAGGAAGUACUUCAAGAAGCACGAGAAGCGCAUGUCCAAGGAGGAGGAGCGCGCCGUGAAGGACGAGCUGCUGGGCGAGAAGCCCGAGGUCAAACAGAAGUGGGCGUCACGCCUCCUGGCCAAACUGCGCAAGGACAUCCGGCCCGAGUUCAGGGAGGACUUUGUGCUGACGGUGACGGGGAAGAAGCCGCCGUGCUGCGUGCUGUCCAACCCCGACCAGAAGGGCAAGAUGAGGAGGAUCGACUGCCUGCGCCAGGCAGACAAAGUGUGGAGGCUGGACCUGGUCAUGGUGAUUUUAUUCAAAGGGAUUCCCCUCGAAAGUACUGACGGGGAGAGGCUGGUAAAGUCUCCUCAGUGUUCGAACCCCACCCUGUGUGUGCAGCCGCAUCACAUUGGAGUUUCAGUCAAGGAACUGGAUCUCUACCUGGCCUAUUUCGUGCACGCAG